Messenger RNA from Lathyrus oleraceus (garden pea), 778 nucleotides. RefSeq names its product protein MOTHER of FT and TFL1. The transcript has 4 exons. The record is from RefSeq and is a predicted model, not a curated record. Bases 53 to 571 code for a protein of 172 amino acids. Gene Ontology annotation, biological process: response to abscisic acid; positive regulation of seed germination. NCBI's taxonomy places the organism in Eukaryota, Viridiplantae, Streptophyta, Magnoliopsida, Fabales, Fabaceae.
AACUCAAAAACCACACCAAGCAAAAGCUUCUCUCUUUUUUUUUGUCUUCACGAUGAUGUCUUCCGCUGAUCCUUUGGUGGUUGGUCGUGUGAUAGGCGAUGUUGUUGACAUGUUCAUACCAUCUGUUGCCAUGUCUGUUUACUUUGGUCCUAAACAUGUCACCAAUGGAUGUGACAUUAAGCCAUCCAUAGCUAUCAACCAACCCAGAAUCACUCUUACUGGAAAUAGGAGCAGCCUCUACACUCUGGUUAUGACUGAUCCUGAUGCACCAAGCCCCAGUGAACCAAGCUUGCGCGAGUUCAUACACUGGAUUGUGGUUGAUAUUCCUGGAGGAACAAACCCAAAACGAGGUCAUGAGAUUCUGCCUUACAUAGGACCUAAGCCACCUGUGGGGAUUCACAGGUUCAUACUGGUUUUAUUUGAGCAGAAGGGACCUAUAGGAUUGGUGGAGGAGCCACCAAGUCGAGUCAGUUUCAACACUCGUUAUUUUGCAAGUCAGUUAGAUCUUGGUCUUCCAGUAGCUACAGUCUACUUCAACUCUCAGAGAGAGCCUCAAUCUAAGAGACGUUAAAUGCAUGCAUUUUGAAUUAUUUAGUAUAAGUUAGUCCUGUCAUUAAUAAUGGAGGGAGAGGGUAUAUGUAUAUAGUUAUAUAUAUAUAUAGCCUCAGACCUAUGAACAAUGUGCUUCUAUGUGGCCUCUUGUGGCUCACAUUCAUUUCUUCUUUCUAUUUAUGUGUGCUUCUCAUUUGGUAUUUAUGAAACUAUUAUGUUGUGUUAA